AUGAAGACAGAAUCUAUCCACUUGACUGAUAACGAGCAGCCUCUUUUACAAUUCUCGAAUAGGUAAAGUAGAAAUCUCUUCAUAUCUGAUUUUAAUUUUGAGAUUAGUCCUUCAAAAAAAUCAGGAAUAUCAAUGUCUCCUAAAAAAUAGUUGAUGAAAGUCUCCCCAGAGACUCACAGUCUUAAAUUUAUUAUGAGUCAAAACUUGCUCUAAUUAUAAAAUUUAAAUUCUCUUAAGAAAAUUUUUAAAAGGAGCGUAAUAGUUGUAAGAGCAUGCAUAAGAUUACAGAAAUUCUAAAAGAAACAAAAUGUAGUCUUGAAAAUGCCUUAGAGUGGAAAAGAAUCAUUAUUUGACAAAGUCUUGAACGAAACAGUAUUAAAUUGGUGCAGAGGAAUAUGCAAAAAGUCGUUGACUUCUAUAAAAAUGCCUGUGUUUGAUUAUUUAAAAAAUCCUAAUUGCAUUAUUAAAGCAGAUACUUCUAAGGUGUAGUUGAUUAAUGCAAUUAAAUUUUUAGUUGAAAGUCUUGCGUAUUAUACACAUCCUCAUUAUUUAAAUUAUGAAUUAAAAAGCUUCCUAUGUUCGUAAUUGUAUGAAGAUUAUAAAUUAUACUUUACACACUAUGUUUCAGAAAGAACAAUUUAUAAAAUAGCGAUUUUGGAUGAGUUAUAAUAGAAACAAGCUGCUCUCAUUAGUUUAGAAAUAAUAUUAUAUAAUCUCGCAGAAGCAAUAAUUUAAGACCCAUUGUCUUGUAAUUUUAGCAAACUUGUUUUAAUUAGUGUUCUUUAAUUACUAUAUAAAUAGUAUUUUGAUGAAAUGAAUUGUUCCAUAUGUCAUUAAAAUUGUAUUCAGGGCUAAAUAAAGUUAAAUAAUAAUAAACUUUAUCUUACAUUUGUUACUUAACAUUCCGGCUCUUUUAAUUUAAUAGAUGGUGUCUAUAACGAUUAACAAAUUAUCGACUUAUAAGAUUUCAAUAGAUGCUAAUUAGGAAAAAUUUAAGAAUAUUUUAGAAUAGCUGUAAAACAUUUAGAAAAAUAAAUAAUAUGA
Paramecium octaurelia is the source of this 1044-nucleotide messenger RNA. Lineage: Eukaryota; Ciliophora; Oligohymenophorea; Peniculida; Parameciidae. The record is from the annotation of a GenBank genome assembly.